Molecule: messenger RNA, 5383 nt
Organism: Macadamia integrifolia
Lineage: Eukaryota; Viridiplantae; Streptophyta; Magnoliopsida; Proteales; Proteaceae
Product: putative ion channel POLLUX-like 2
Exons: 23
Coding region: 2763-5171 (802 amino acids)
Biological process (GO): monoatomic ion transport
Source: RefSeq, a predicted model, not a curated record
ACUUUGCUUCUUCCAUUUUUUUUAAUAUUUGAUUUUAGGUUGGAUGGACGGAGAUUUCGAGCAUUGUUUAAUGUUUGCUGCUAUUGUAUUGUUAUUUAAUCUUUUUUAAUACGCUUCUGUUCUGUUUGCACUUCGAGUAAUGGUUGGUUGGUAUAUUUCUAGGUGCUAGUUUCAAUCUGGAUGAGUUGCUCGUUAGUGAGCUACUGUUAUAAUCUUGCCGGGAAAAAUUUUCAACUAUUUUAAAUUGAGUUCAGAUAAGAUGUUUGUACUUUCGAUUCCGACUCCAGUUCUAAUUUAACAGGAGAAAAUGCCUUCCUUCUGAUGGGUACUUGACUUUCAGCUUUCAGAGCACAGACCCAUAAUCCAAGUGUACUUUCUUGAUGAGGCACUGUAUUUGGGGUCGACCUGGUGUAGUUCAUUGGAAACUUAUUCAUAUUGUGUCUACGUCAACACUUAAUGGUUUUGUGAACUAUUCUCUUGCAAAGUUUAUAAUCAUUGAGUGGAAUUGCAAACAGGAGUUGUGUAGCUGACAUACAAAGUUGGGAUAAAGGCUUCAUCAAUUGGUUGUUAAACAACUUUAAUUUGAGAAAGUUUUGAUAUUAUGUUUUGCACUAAGAUUGAUAUAAUGUAAAUACUAUAUUAAAUAUAAUAUCUUAAAGUCUAGCGUUUUGGUGAAUGGCAUUGCACAAGCAGGCGGAUUAGCUCCCUCAUUUUUUUAUUGUGCCGGCAGGCCUGGGCGAGCGAAUCAUAUUGGAGGGGGACCUGCGUUUCUUUGUCACAAUUUUUGUACAAUCAUACCCAUGUUUCCUUUAUUAGUUUAUAUAUUUGUAUACGUCUCUGAGUACCUUUUGUCAUCAUGGUUUUUGGAUCUUAUUUAAAUAUGAUUUCAUGGGCUGUGUAAUAUAUGUUUAUAAUUGUCCCAAUGUAUAACAUCCAUUCUAGACAUUUGUAGACUUAUCACAGUUUGCUUCAUUUAUCCCAAUGAUCUGCAGAGCUGCAGAAACUAAUGAACAUGUAUGGUAGACCUUUACAUCAUUUUUAUGAAAUUGUAGGUAUAAAUUUCUGAGAGAUGCUUGGGGCUGGCUGUUGGAUGUAUUACUGUGGAAUGAAAAACUGUCCACUACAAUAUUCUUAAAUUUCCCUGGCUUCAAAUGGGUUCCACACCCAUGACAUGUACUCUCAAUACACAAGACGGUCUCCAUGUCCAUAAAGCCUUAAUUCCUUGGAUCUAUAAGUGGUGAUCAUGUCCAUAGGGUUGUUGUGAAAUGACCAACCCAAUGUCAAUAAAGCCGGUCCCACCAAUUGCAGUGAUUCCUGAAAAAAGUGGGCCACCAAGGCCUACUUGAUGGGCCCAUAUGAUGAAGCUUUUGAGGCAAUGCCGAGUGCUUUUGCUCCCAUAUUUCAUGCUAGAGCAAGUUGAGGGGGACUGUAAUAGUCUCCUCUUCAAUUGAUCAAACAAUACACUGGGAGUUACCGAAUUGUGGAGUACUAACAAAUAAACACACCUACUCUUUGCAUCCCGUUGAGAACAUUUGGAUGUCCUGUACGCAAAGUUCCUUCAUAGGAUUAAAAUCCCUUUACAACCUAGUAUAUGUUAGUUUGAAUAGCAGAGCAUAGCAGAAAGGAAUAUAUUCUUUACUGUAUCUGCAUCUCAUUUAUCUCUACGAGGUGCCAGACGAAAGAAAAUGAUUUUAGAAGGGAUAUAAUGAAAUUCCUCGAUUAAUUCUGGUUUUCAUUCCAGGUACAUUCCAAGUUUGCUUUGAACAUUUUACUAGUUACCAUCUUAUUGAUCAUUGAUGGAAGGUCUAAUCUAAUUGAAAAGAGUGAAAAUUAACAGAAGUUUUACCACCUUUAACAUCAAUAUGUGUCCCAGUUUGCGUUAAUAUCCCCUACUUGAACAUUGUGAUGGCAGUUAUCCUCCCUGUUUUUUUCUUUACUCCCUAUCUCUGCCCUUUUUCCCUUUCUUCUUCUUGGAGUCUGGGCUCCUCUUGAAUUUUAUUGCUCUCUUACUUUUCCAAAGGGGGGAAAAGAGUAUAGCUGUCUGGUACAUUACACUUUAGGCAUUUCUGUUGCCGAUCCCAGAUAGAUUUUUCUUUUCUAUCAUUACCAGAAAAGUUUCUACCCUCAUUAUAAUUUAAAAAUUUUCUGGUUUAUGCUGUCAGUUUAAACCUGCCAAAAUCAUAAUAUUAAUUGUGAACAAUGUGACGAAAUGUUUUUAAAUGCUAUAGCUUCAUGAACCUCUUGUUACUGGAUGGUAUGCUUAAGCCGGAAAGAUGUUAGUAGCUAUUUAACUUAGGCAAGAGUUCUUUCAAAAAUUAAACUGCAAUUUUGGUUGUUAACUUUUGUGGAGAAUUAGAGUUUCACUUUUAUAUUGACAAGAUAUCUUCCUUCCAGAAAUUUUAUGACACUACAAAGUCAGUGGAUCCAAAGUGCAGCAUUACACGUAUACUCCUUUUGGAGACAAUUUGAAGAUCAGGUCCAACAUGAUGCUUGGGGCAGUUUGGGGAGUUUCUGUUGGCCGAAACCCAUACCAAUUCCAAUCAGCUGCCAUCCAAAUCUUGCUUUUCGCUGCUCCUAUUUCUACUAAAAUUGCACUUCUUAAUAUUAGUUUGGGUUAUCUUAAAACUUCUGGUUCUGCCUUUUGAGGGAAACAGGAGUCCAGUUCUCAAAGAAUACGGACCAAGUUAGGUACUCCUAUUUCUUCAAAUUCUUCAGAUUCCAGGUUCUGUAAAGAGGGCCUGGAAGGUAGUACAGACAGGGAGAUGAUUGAAGGAAAGGCAUUUGCAACAGACAAGAGUUCUAAAUUGAGGCAUCUUCAGUGUGUGCAGCAUUCCGGAGCUGAACUCCUUAUAGGAUUUAUAUCAUCAUAUCUCUUGUUCAGACAGAAUUUGUCAAGUCCCAUCCAUGCAUUUGUGAAGAUGGUCCGAUGCUUGCUUCCCUAUUUGUCGCAAGCCUUUGAGGCAACAAGCUCGCCUUUUGCCUGUAUAUCUAAUUCCAUCAACAAACCUACACCUCUGCAGUUGGAUGUAUCAUUGCCAUCUUUUCAAGAUAUUAAGUGGAAUCUUGCACGGUUACUCUAUUUAUUUAAUUUGCAACUUGAGAGAAAUGUAGCCACGAUCUUUGUAGCACUCUUUGUAGCAUGCUUCUCAUUUGUUAUCAUUGGAGGGCUCUUAUUCUUCAAGUUCAGGGGUAGCACACAAUCUCUAGAGGAAUGCUUUUGGGAAGCCUGGGCAUGCCUUUGUUCAUCAUCUACUCACUUAAGACAAAGAACACGUGUUGAACGCGUACUUGGUUUUGUGCUUGCUCUAUGGGGCAUAUUAUUUUACUCCCGCUUAUUGGGCACGAUGACAGAACAGUUUAGGAAUAAUAUGCAAAAGAUCAGAGAAGGAGCACAAGUACAAGUUAUGGAGGCUGAUCAUAUUAUCAUUUGUGGAGUAAACAGCCAUCUGAGCUUUAUACUGAAGCAGUUAAAUAAGUAUCAUGAGUUUGCAGUCCGCCUUGGUACUGCUACAGCUAGGAGGCAGAGAAUUCUUCUUUUGUCUGACCUUCCAAGGAAGCAGAUGGACAAUAUUGCAGACAAUAUUGCCAAAGAUCUUAACCAUAUUGAUGUCCUUACAAAGAGUUGCAGUCUAAGCCUGACAAAAUCCUUUGAAAGAGCAGCAGCCAGUAAGGCACGUUCUAUAAUUAUAUUGCCGACAAAGGCAGACAGGUAUGAAGUUGAUACAGAUGCAUUUCUCUCUGUAUUAGCCCUUCAACCUCUUCCAAAUAUUGCUUCUGUUCCUACAAUUGUUGAGGUUUCAAAUUCCAAUACAUGUGAACUUUUGAAAUCAAUUUCUGGGUUGAAGGUGGAGCCAGUUGAAAAUGUUGCAUCGAAAUUGUUUGUUCAGUGCUCUCGGCAAAAGGGCCUCAUAACGAUCUACAGGCACUUGCUUAAUUAUCAGAAAAAUGUAUUUAACCUUUGCAGCUUCCCUAACUUGUCAGGAGUAGACUAUAGGUGUGUAAGGCAUGGAUUUCAAGAGGCAGUUGUUUGUGGUCUUUAUCGGAAAGGGAAGAUAUACUUCCACCCUAAUGACAAUGAAGUGCUGACGGAAACCGAUAAGGUGUUGUUCAUAGCAACUGUUGAUGGGAAAAGAAAACCACUGGCUGUAUUCUCAGAUAUUGUCAAAGAAAAACAAACUUCUCAAAAACUUGAAGUUCCUGAAAACAUUGGCGAGUCUACUGAUUAUGCCUUGGAAUUAAAAAAGGUACGGCUUGAGAAUAUUGUGCGGCGGCCUUCUAAAGCAGGUUCCAAGGCUUCAGAUUGGAGUUUAGGACCGAAAGAAUGCAUACUAAUGCUUGGGUGGCGCCAAGAUGUUAGUGAAAUGAUUCAUGAAUAUGAUAAUUAUCUUGGACCUGGAAGUGUAGUGGAAAUAUUAUCAGAUGUGCCUACAGACGAGAGAAAUAAGGCCCUUAAACUUUCCAGCUACAGUAAACUGAAACACAUCCGUGUUUCUCAUAAGAUGGGAAAUCCCAUGAACUAUGAAAUCUUGGAGGAAGCGAUAUUGAAUAUGCGUAACUCUUUUCCGAAUGGAGAGCAUUUUUCAAUUGUUGUAAUAUCGGAUAGAGAGUGGCUUCUUAGAGAUUCAUCCAGAGCAGACAAGCAGUCUGCAUACUCUCUCCUUCUUGCUGAAAAUAUCUGCAACAAACAUGGUGUUAAGGUGCAAAACCUGGUUGCAGAAAUUGUUGACACGAAAUUGGGCAAACAAAUUGCUAGAAUUAAGCCAUCCCUUACAUACAUUGCAGCAGAGGAAGUAAUGAGCCUUGUAACUGCUCAAGUGGCAGAGAAUGGUGAACUGAAUGAAGUAUGGAAAGACAUUCUUAAUGCAGAGGGAGAUGAAAUAUAUAUCAAGGAUAUUGACCUUUAUAUGAGAGAAGGGGAGAAUCCAUCAUUUUCUGAACUGUCUGAAAGAGCAAAUUUGCGGCGAGAAGUUGCAAUUGGCUAUGUCAAAAACAAUAAGAAGGUAUACUAUUUUCAUUUUCAGCUCUUUUUGAAAUGGCUUCUUUUCUCAUCCAUAAAUUUUUCAUGGCAGGUUAUAAACCCAAAUCCCAAAUCAGAGCCUCUUUCUCUGGGAAUGACAGACUCACUAAUUGUAAUCUCUGAACUUGAAGGGGAACAACCCAUAAUUUUAUAGAUAUACAUUUUAUUCAUUAUUGUUCACUUUUCCUUCUCAUACUUUCGGGAGCCUUUUUCCUGUUCCCAUUUUUUGCAAUGUGACGAUUGUAUUCUUGUGAACACAUGAACAGAUCCUAGAAUAAAAUAAUAGGUCUUGUGCAGGAUUAUUAAUUAAAACCUGCAGAGAUGUCAACUAGUCUACUACUAAAAAUUUCAGUUAAGUUGCUUUUA